Onychostoma macrolepis is the source of this 2794-nucleotide messenger RNA. RefSeq names its product solute carrier family 35 member G1 (gene slc35g1). The record is from RefSeq and is a predicted model, not a curated record. Bases 135 to 1370 code for a protein of 411 amino acids. Gene Ontology annotation, cellular component: plasma membrane; endoplasmic reticulum membrane. The transcript is spliced from 3 exons. Gene Ontology annotation, biological process: regulation of cytosolic calcium ion concentration; calcium ion export across plasma membrane. NCBI's taxonomy places the organism in Eukaryota, Metazoa, Chordata, Actinopteri, Cypriniformes, Cyprinidae.
GGAACGCAACCACCUCUUUCUUUGUACAAGGAAGGUUAAUUAUUUAACUUGUUGCUCGGUACCAUUUCUACCCGAAGGCAACCGUGUGUCAAGACGCGUGGUCAAGGUAUGCCAAGCAGCUGUUGUCCUCUGUCAUGGGUGAUAUUAGACAGCGCAAUGGCUCUAUGAGUAAUAAUGACACAGAUUUAUCUGUUGUCCCUUAUACAGCGGACGACUUCAGGGUGCUUUGUCAUAAAGUUGACGAUGGGGACGUUGGGGAGGAAAUUGAGUUGCAAACUCGAGCAGAAGUGGCAGUGGAUACGGAUGCUGAAGCAGGAGACUGCCGGCGGGUCAACGGCCCGGCGUUUUACCGGGUUUGUCUGCCGGUUUGCUGUAAGAGAAACGAACCUGACCGCGAUGAGGAUGAUGAUGGUGAGGAGGACACGGGGGCAAACACAGUUCAAAAAGAAAAGAAACCAGCAUGUCCAGGGCUGGGCCUCCUGUAUGCCUUGUUAGCAUCCGUCUUCUUCUCUGCUGCAGCUCUUCUUGUGAAGAGAAUUGAGGGGUUGCACGCCAUCGAAAUCAGUGCAAUUCGGUGCUUCUUCCAGAUGCUGUUUGUCAUGCCAGCUAUGAUAUAUUACAAUACUGGCUUUUUGGGACCAAGAGGUAUGCGAAUCUACCUGUUCUUCAGAGGGUUCCUGGGCUCCAACGCAAUGAUCUUGUUGUAUUAUGCAGUUCUAAAGAUGCCCCUAGCGGAUGCCACAGUUAUAAUGUUCAGUAAUCCAGUCUUCACAUCCUUGCUGGCUUGGAUUUUCCUCAAGGAGAGGUGCACUAUAUGGGACAUCGUUUUUACCGUGUUUACGCUCACUGGCGUCAUACUGAUAGCCAGACCUCCCUUCAUCUUUGGUGGAGAGCUGUCUGGGAUCGAAGGAGACUACACCAAUCACAUCAAAGGCACGGUGGCUGCCUUCGCAGGGGCGAUCGGAGCGGCUUGCACUAUGGUCAUUCUGAGAAAAAUAGGGAAAAGUGUUCAUUACUACCUCUCUGUGUGGUACUAUGCAGUCGUGGGACUCAUCGAGUGUGUCAUUCUUUUGUUCAUCUUGGACGAAUGGACCAUUCCGUACUGCGGCUGGGACAGGUGGAUGCUCAUGGCCAUCGGGCUGCUCGGUAUUGCCGGUCAGACGUUCCUCACCAAAGCCCUGCAGAUUGAGAAAGCUGGACCUGUUGCACUGAUGAGGACGAUGGAUGUGGUCCUGGCAUUCAUUCUGCAGUUCCUUUUCCUCAACCGCAAACCGACAUGGUGGAGUCUGGGAGGAGCGCUGUGUGUGAUUAGCAGCACUAGUGGGGUGGCCGUAAGGAAAUGGUAUAACAGCACAAAAAAUAAGAGCUGAUUGCAUAUUAUAGUGAUUUUAUAUGUUUGCUACAAAUAAUUGCUGCAUUAGAUACCAAAGAAGCUGUAUUACUGUAAUAAUAUAUAUCGAAAGUCUUAGGUCUUUCAUUUUAGGACCUUACUGUAUGCAGUAUGUACAGUAUAUGACAGUAUUUUUAGCGGUUUUGUAGUUUCUUAAAGUCAAUAUUCUUUAGUGAAGACGACAGAUAUUUUUUAAUCAAGAUACCACUGUUGAGACAGUACUAUUUUAUCAUAUAGAGAGUAUAGCAGAUAACAUAAUAAUAGACUGCUGGUCAGGACCUGAGCUUGAUGUCAAUUCCAUCAUUUACUCACACUCAUGCCGUUGCAAAGCAAUAACGGCAUUUUUCCAUAUAACAUAAAAGGAGUUUUUUUGAUUCGCAAAGUCACUCUUUUCCAUACAUUCCAUACGCAUUCAUGAUGUAUAAUCUUUUGAAAUCCAUGCUAAAUGACUGCAGUGAAACACCAUAAAAUGAGUACAUAUGGCGUUAAUACUAUAUUUGAAGUCACAUGGUAGAUUUGUAAGAGGACAACACUGAAAUUGAAGUAGUUAUUUCCUGAAAAUCUUCUUCUUUAGCUCCACUUGACAUGAAUGUGAAUGAUGCCGAAUGUCAUUUAUUGUUGCAUCCUAUUCGCUUUCAUUGUAUGGAAAAGAGCAGGGUGAACAUUCUGCCAAAUAUCUAUAUUUUUUGGAACAACACAAGGAUAAGUAAAUGAUGACAGGAUUUUAUUUCGGGGGGCAAACUAUCCCUUUAAAACCCUUUGCACUUUGUUGUUGACAAUGUACAAUGUACUUCUAAAAGUAAAACACAGGGUCAGCAGUGUGUCUCAAUAUUUUCGCGUGCUCAUAUCAAGGUUUGUUCCGUUAAGUUCUGAAUUAUGUGUGCUUAAAUAUGCAAUUGGUAAUAUGUUCUGAACCUCGAUGAACCACUUGAACUCUGUCCGUAUGAACCUUAGACAUACGCACAGGUUUGCUUUACAAAUAUUUGCCUGAUAUAGAAUGAGUCACACUUAUUUAUUUAUCGGACAUGUGUCUUGGCACAAAGAUGAGUUAUUGUGAGUUGUUACCAUCAGUAAUGGCUGUUCUUCUGCAGUUCAGUCACUCUGAAAUGGGUCGUUUCAGUUUGUUUUCCCUUUACAUUUAUUUAAACCUGUUUGUGUAAACUGACCUAAACGCACUUUACACUGACUUGUUGUGUCAGUUUAUCUUUAUUAAAAGCACUAUUAACGGUUUACUGAUACGUCACCAGCAAUUUAUGGACAUGCUGCCUUAAGUUUUUUUUUUUAAUCCCUCCAUAUUAUUUAUUGAAUAAGGCUGUCGAUUUGAAUAAUGCCUGCUGUAGAUUUCACCUUGCAUAUUUAUAUGACUUUUGAGCUUUAGUAGUUGAAAUAAACGAAAGAUUCUUA